GUCUUUCCGGGCUAUCGGUCCCUUGAGACUUUCGAGUCUGUUCAGGCUGCCGUGUCUCUUUGGACUGCUCGGUCUUUCCAGACUACUGAGUCUCUCUGGACUGCAGAGCCUUUUCAGAAUGCCGAGUCUCUCCAGAUUACUGAGUCUUUCCGUCUACCGAGUCUGUUCAGACUACUGAGUCUUUCCAGUCUACCGAGCCUGUUCAGACUACUGAGUCUUUCCAGACUAUGGUCUCUUCAGACUGAGUCCCGGACUAUCUUUCUUUCUAAAUAG
This is a messenger RNA of Rasamsonia emersonii CBS 393.64, 273 nucleotides long. RefSeq lists its product as uncharacterized. The annotation marks the transcript as partial. The record is from RefSeq and is a predicted model, not a curated record. The transcript has a single exon. Lineage: Eukaryota; Fungi; Ascomycota; Eurotiomycetes; Eurotiales; Trichocomaceae.